Cryptotermes secundus is the source of this 2973-nucleotide messenger RNA. Its product is annotated as protein zer-1 homolog. Gene Ontology annotation, cellular component: Cul2-RING ubiquitin ligase complex. The record is from RefSeq and is a predicted model, not a curated record. Bases 292 to 2625 code for a protein of 777 amino acids. The transcript has 12 exons. Lineage: Eukaryota; Metazoa; Arthropoda; Insecta; Blattodea; Kalotermitidae.
UUGUUGUUAGACUUUAGGAAUUUGUUCAAGAUGUAUUAAAUUUAGUCUUAUUUAUAAAACAUUUGACAGUGACCUGCUGAAGUCUUAAGUUUCAAAUUCCGUCUUAUGCGAAUGGAAUUACCAUCUGACGAUUACUUAUAUGAUUAGUUAAUCUGAGUAGAAUGUGAAUAUUUUUGCGUAAUAAUUGUUUGUAUGUGCAGACUGCCCCAAAACGUGUACACGUUUAUGCACCUAUUUCUGUAAAACAUUAAUUCAGUGUCAGGAAAUGUUACUGCGUUAUAAACGUUCCAAAUGCCCACUGUCAGUUGGAUGACAAAAGUCCCCAUGAUUAUGCUGCCUUUCCUGACUGUGUGUAAGGAUAGUGCACCAGAAACAUUAUUAGAAUUGUGCUUGAAGUAUGUGGUUGGUCAUCUUGAUACUAUAUGUUCCAUUGAUCCCUUUACAAAGAAUUAUAGGCUGAAAGAUGGUCUUGCUCUUCCUGUUGAAAUCUGUGAAAAAAUUCUGCAUGUUUACCAGCAAGGUGGCCAUGUUUUAGAUGACAGAUUUGUAAAUAUUUUUCAAAACCCACAGACAGCAAGGCUUCAGAGAGUCCACUUAAGAAACUCUAGCAUUACAGACGAUGGAUUGUGUACUCUCCUAAACCAGAAGUUAAUAGAAUUGGUUAUUGAUAACUGUUCCAACAUAACAGAAAGUUCGUUGGUGCACAUAAACGAUUGUGGCAAUAGUUUGCUGUCACUCAUUAUUGGCUCUUCAGUUCGUCUGCUUCCGAGCACACUGCAGGACAGUGCUUACCACAGAAGGGGAUACAUAUUACAAACUCCAAAUUUACGACGUCUGGCUGUGAGGCACUUUAUUGUAAAAGGAGAGAAGAUGUAUUUUCCAUUGUUGUUGCGUCCUCUUCGUAACUUAACAUACCUUGAUUUGUCAGAAUGUGUUGAUUUAGGAGACCUGUCAUAUCUGUGUGAGCUAAAGAACCUCAUCUCUCUAAUACUGUAUAAUGUUCAGUGGUUGCAAGGUGCAGUUGGUUCUCUCUGUAAGCUAGUGAAUCUGAGGCAUCUGGAUAUCUCACAGUUGAAGGAGAAAAAUGUAACUUUCAGGAAUGAGAACCACAUGCUCGCAAUGCUUGUUGAGAGCCUUCCUCACCUCACAUCACUAGAUAUUUCUGGGACAAACUUAGCAGGAACAGGAGUUGCAGAGCGUUGCCCAGCGUCAAAAUAUCAGCAACAGGAAUAUGUACCUCAGACAGAUAUUCCUGGCCUCAGUUCUAGAGUUCUCAACCCACUCGAGUUUUUAGGGCUCUACGGUACCCACCAUGAUGCUUGCCAUCGGCAUGAUAUACCAGCCAAAAUGGUCUCUGGUGAUGCAAAUGAAGACCAGAUUUUGGUGGCGGCUGUAGCAUACAUUGAACGACCAGCUGUCCUUCAGAAAGUUCUGAAUGAUCUAUAUCGUUUCUUAAGAGAUGAGACUUGUCAAAACAUCCGUUAUGCUUUAUACGCUGUGUUGGAAGCAAUGGAUCGACAUCUGGGUGAGAAACACAUCCAGAUAUCUGGAAGUGCUACUUUAUUCUACAUAGUGAAGGGCAAGGAGAAGCAUAUAUUUGGAGUGAAAGAGAAACGAAGACUAAUUUGCACAUUAAUAAAUGGUAUGAGUGCACAUAGAGAUGAUGACACAAUGAUGAGGAAUGGCUGCCUAACACUUUUUCAGUUCAAGAUCCCAGAUGAUGUGCUGUUUGACUAUGAGCGGCUUGUGCACAUCUUGCUGCACAUUGUAUCGGAGAUGGAGCAAGGGGGGUUUGUACAGAGAAUUGGAAUUUACCUCCUCAACUUGUUGGCCUGCCAGGUGGAUGGAGUGCAGAAGCAACUCUUGGGUGAUCUUGGAGCUAUCAGUCAAAUGUUGACUCUUAUUGAGGACCGACUAGCAAGGAAAGUUUUUGAUGAUGCACUGGAAGUUGCAUGGUCAACGAUGUGGAAUGUGACAGAUGAAACUGCUAUCAACUGUCAGAGAUUUCUGGAUGGUAGAGGCAUGGAAUUCUUUCUUGGAUGCUUAAAUACAUUUCCUCACAGGGAAGAACUGCUUCGCAACAUGAUGGGAUUGCUGGGAAAUGUGGCCGAAGUUCAAGUUUUGAGGCAGCGUUUGAUGACAGGCCAGUUUGUAUCAGUAUUUGCAGAUCUUUUGGAUACUGGGAGUGAAGGAAUUGAGAUUAGUUACAAUGCAGCAGGUGUUCUAUCCCACAUGGCAUCUGAUGGACCCGCAGCUUGGACAGUGAAAUCUCCUAGACGGGAAGAUGUGUUGCAGAGAAUGGUGGCAGCUAUUGAUCGCUGGGACCUUGAAACAGAAAGAAAUAUUAAUUACAGGUCAUUUGAGCCAAUUCUUUACCUGUCAAAGGUUUAUCACACACCUGAAUGUCAGCAUUGGGCCAUUUGGGCACUAGCAAAUCUUACCAGAGUUUACCCUACCAGAUACUGCUCUUUGGUGGAGUCAGAAGGGGGGAUACACAUUUUGGAGGAGAUUAUACGUAAUGAAAAGCCAUAUCCUCGUAUCAAGGAACUUGCUGCUAUGGUGAUUAUGCAUUGCAGGGAGUAUAAGGAAACUGUUCUGGAGGCAGUUGCCCCUUUCAAUGGUUGAAGAAGGCGUUAUGCUCUAGAAUAGUGGCUAUGUUAAUACAACUUAAUAGCACGGUUUCAGAUAUUAAUGGUCAUCAGACUGUGCUUUCAGAUUCACUGUAUAUAAUUUGUAUAUUUAAAUUGUGAUGAAAUGUGUAACUUCUUUACUUACAAAACCAGUCACUGUUUUAAUUUGUAUUAACUUCUGUGUUAUGUAGAUCUGAUGUGAAGGUGAAAGGUUUUUCAUGUUAGAUUUAUAUGUACUAGUAUACAAAAUGUGAACAGUGAGGAUCAUGAAGAGUGCUGUCUUCUGGGAUAUAAGAUUGUGUAGUCCAUUGAAAGCCAAUUUACAUUUCAGAAGAAUGUAUCA